AUGCUGAGGGGGGCGCGCGCGCUGCGGGCGCCGCGCGCCGGGAUCGGGCCCCGGGCGCGGGGGGGGGCGGCCCCCGGGCGGCCCCUGCAGGUCGCGGCCCCGCGGAGCUCCGACGUGUUCCGCGAGCUGGGGCCGGCGCUGUCCCGCCUGGGUCGGACGCUGCGCGGGCAGGUGCCGGGGCCGGGGGGCUGGAACCCGCCGUGGUCCCCCCAGAGCUGCCCCCCCCCGGAGCAGGCGGACGUGGUGGUGGUGGGGGGGGGCGUGCUGGGCUGGGCGGUCGCCUACUGGCUGAAGGCGCUGGAGAACCAGCGGCACGGCAUGCGGGUGCUGGUGGUGGAGCGGGACCCCACGUAUUCCCGGGCCUCCACUGUCCUGUCGGUGGGGGGCAUCCGGCAGCAGUUCUCCCUGCCCGAGAACAUCCGCCUGUCCCUCUUCUCCGCCGCCUUCCUCCGCAACAUCAACGACUACCUGUGGGUGCCCAACGAGCCCCCCAUUGACCUCCAGUUCCAGCCCUCGGGGUACCUCUUCCUGGCCUCCCAGCGAGGCGCUGCCACCCUGGAGGCCGGCGUGAAGCUGCAGAGGGAGGAAGGCGCCAAGGUGGCCCUGCUGUCCCCCAGCCAGCUGAAGGCCAAGUUCCCCUGGAUCAACACGGAGGACGUGGCUGUGGCGUCCUACGGGCUGGAGAACGAGGGCUGGUUCGACCCCUGGUCCCUCCUCAACGCCUUCCGGAGGAAAGCCAUGUCCCUGGGCGUCCUCAGCUGCGUCGGGGAGGCAAAAUCAUUCACCAUGCCCGCCGAGGACGAGAUGCCGCUGAUGGCGCGGGACCGCGUGAAAUAUGUCAACGUGCGCCUGCCCGACAGCCCCGAGCAGCAGCCCGUCGCCUGCGCCAUCGUCGUCGCUGCCGCCGGCGCCUGGACCGGGGAGCUGCUGGAAACGGCCACCGCCGGGCUGCCGGGGGGGUCCCCAGCCCCCCUCCCCAUCCAGCCUCGGAAGAGGUACGUCUACGUGUGGCACUGCCCCGACGGGCCGGGCCUGGAGUGCCCCUUCCUCAUCGACACCUCGGGGGCCUAUUUUCGGCGCGAGGGCAUCGCCGGCAACUUCCUAGGGGGCAUGAGCCCCCCCGAGGGGGAAGAGCCGGACACGGGGGACCUGGAGGUGGACCACGACUUCUUCCAGGAGCAGGUCUGGCCGCGGCUGGCGCACCGCGUGCCCCCCUUCCAGACGCUGAAGCUGAGGAGCGCCUGGGCCGGCUACUACGACUACAACGCCUUCGACCAGAACGGGGUGCUGGGCCGGCACCCCCGGCUGCAGAACGUUUUCGUGGUGGGGGGGUUCAGCGGGCACGGGCUGCAGCAGGCCCCCGCCGCCGGCCGCGCCGCCGCCGAGCUGCUCCUGCACGGCCGCUGCGGCACCAUCGACGUGGGGAGGCUGGCGCCCGGCCGCCUGCUGGGCGGGGAGCCCCUGCGGGAGGCGGCCAUCGUCUGAGCCGGGAGCUCCCCCCCCCAAAAAAAAAAAAGAAAAGGGGUGUCGGGAGCCUCCCCCCCACCUCAAAAAGGGGCGCUGCGGGGCCCGUGGUGGAAAUAAAGAGAUGCACGGUG
Messenger RNA from Cygnus olor (mute swan), 1598 nucleotides. It is a transcript of the gene FOXRED1, whose product is annotated as FAD dependent oxidoreductase domain containing 1. Gene Ontology annotation, cellular component: cytoplasm. Gene Ontology annotation, molecular function: oxidoreductase activity. The transcript has 11 exons. The record is from RefSeq and is a predicted model, not a curated record. Bases 1 to 1485 code for a protein of 494 amino acids. NCBI's taxonomy places the organism in Eukaryota, Metazoa, Chordata, Aves, Anseriformes, Anatidae.